CUCUACCUCCAUAACACGUCUUCCACCAUUUGCAUCACAUAGUCUCAUUUCCUCGGACCAGGUCAGUUCAAGAUCCUGGGGCGAGGUCCUGCCGCUGCAAUCUCACCAGGGACUGCUGCUGAGGAUCACGCGCGGCGACAAAUGCCACGACGCGGGGGGAUACACACACGGGGCGUUCCGAUGAACUCUGAGCAUGCCCGUUGGAUGCUGGACUCCGCGAGUCAGCAGCGGGGGUCCAACGAAGAGUAUCAGCGUUUGAAGGCCGAGGGAAGCCCUGGGCAACGCCAGUUUGAUGAGGCGAGCGGCGAAGAAGCAGGUGGAAGUAUAUAUCGGCAACGUUCCCCACGGUACCCUGGCGCCAGACCUGGCGAAGUUCCUCCAAGGCAGCGUGUUGCGACUUUCCUCUCCCAGCCCAGCGCUCGCCACCACGUCCAUCUUGCGGUGCGAGGUGAAGCGGAAUGCCAAGGCAACGUUCGCGUUCGUGGUGCUACGCUCGCGGGAGAUUGCCGACGUCCUACAGAGCUACGAAGAUCUUGUGUUUGGUGGAAGGACCCUCAGGAUAAGGCCGUCCAAGGCUCGGUUCCGGAGACCCAUGGGCACCGCGCCCGGGUUCAGGUGCGGGGGGUUGCAGCUGUGCGUGCAGUGGCCUCCCGGCGACCUGACGUGCCUGUGGGCGGUGAAGUCGGGUGUGACAUUUCAGGUGAAAGUGUUUUGUCGUUCUGCGUAG
Molecule: messenger RNA, 727 nt
Organism: Ectocarpus sp. CCAP 1310/34
Lineage: Eukaryota; Phaeophyceae; Ectocarpales; Ectocarpaceae
Source: the annotation of a GenBank genome assembly